This is a messenger RNA of Mesorhabditis spiculigera, 3606 nucleotides long. The record is from the annotation of a GenBank genome assembly. NCBI's taxonomy places the organism in Eukaryota, Metazoa, Nematoda, Chromadorea, Rhabditida, Rhabditidae.
AUGAAGGCACCUAUAUUAUUAGCGCUUCUAUUUUGUUGUGCGGCAACGGCCGAUCUGCGAGAGCAACCCACAAAUCAAACAGUAUUCAUAGGCAAAGAAGCUUUACUAAAAUGUUCCGUCAAAUUACCCGCCGACGGAACAGAGCUGUAUAGUCAAUGGCGGACGAAUAAUGGUGAUCUGUUGGGUUAUCAUGAUUCGGGGACUUUGAGUGGACAUGGAGGGAGAUACAGCUAUGUCAAGGAUACUCCGGGCGAGCUGAGCCUGCGCAUCGAAAACGUCGGCCUUGAGGAUGAUGGGCAAUUUGAAUGCCAGAUCCUCGGCGCUGAGACGGGCCCGAUUAGGGCAGCAGCGAGUCUGGAAGUUUUAGUGCCACCGGCCGAAGUGACACUAGCAAAUUAUCAAAGCGGCACCGAAGUCGAGAUCAAUGAAGACGCGGCCCUGAAUAUUACUUGUGUAGCUGCAAAUUCCAAGCCAAUUUCCGAGUUGAAAUGGUACAUAAACGGACGGCAAAUCGAGGACAACAUCCAGCGCUGGGAGAAGUACCAUUUGAACAAGACGGUGACCGCCUACGCGGCGCUACUCUGGAAGCCGCGGCGGACUGACCAUAAGAAAAUGUUGGCUUGCGAGGCUGUGCACGAAGAGACGUCGACCCAAUCGAGGGUUAACGUUACGCUGAAUGUGUUUUGUAGUCCACGGAGGCAACCCACCCCUAACGUCACCUGGUUCCUCGCCGGCAAAGCCAUCGACACCUCCUUUCACUACAACUAUGAGACGCAGGAAGCCACAAAUACGUACUCGUUCAUCGCCGAAGCAUCCGACAACAUGGCCGCGUACGAAUGUCGCAGUCAAACGCGUGAACAUAUCGCCCCGCUCAAGGCCAGCGUACAUGUCAAAGUGGCAUUCGCCCCACAAGCUGUCGACAUUUUUGGGGAGAGUAAUGUUCGACAAGGUGGUUCGACUACUAUCCAGUGUCGAUCCAGAGUCUCCAACCCACCUGCUCGCCUCUCCUGGUUCGUCAACGGCCACCCAGUUCCCGGCGUCCUCCAGGCCGAGCACAAGCAGUCCCACGGCACCAUCUCCAUCUCCAACCUGACCGUCAACUCGCUGGAGAUGGUUCACAGCAAAUACAAGAUUGCCAUCGAAUGUCAGGCGAGAAAUGAGGAGGGCAGUGCCAAUAAACAGCAUCUCGUGAAAAUUCUGGUGCCUCCGGAGAUGCCGAGAAUUCACGGAUUUGACGAUGUGAUCCUGCUCGAGGGUGAUACCGUUAACGCGACUUGUGAAGUACUGGGCGGUCAUCCACUCGCCGAUAUUGCAUGGUAUCGCGGUCAUGAAAAGCUAAUCGGUGCGAGGACAUCUGUAUCUGGGGAUAAAGCAGUCUCGACGAUGUCGCUAGUUCUCGAUCGUAGUCUACAUAAACAACGGAUACGUUGCGAGGCUACAAACGCGGCGCUGGACGAGCCGUUGGUGGAUUGGAAGCAGUUGAACGUUUACUUCCCACCACGCCGACUCGCCAUUCGCACACCAGAAGGCACUCGGCAUCAAAUUGUAUCUGGGCGUGAAGCUCGGCUCCUAUGUUCAGCACCAGCUUCGAACCCCCCGGCGGAUAUUUCGUGGCAAAUACAACCGAAUGGAGAGACGCAACCUCUUGUUUAUACCGGAGAGACGGUCGUCAACGAGACCCUCCGAGAACAAGGGCACACCAUUGAAAACAUUGUCUCUUUCAUCCCAACCGAGCAGUACGAUGGAACGAUUAUCCGUUGUAUCGCCAGCCAUCCCUUGUGGUCGGAGUCGAAGAACGUCACCUUCCCACUGAGCGUACAAUAUCCCCCAUUAAUGCUUGUCGGGAAUAGGAUGUCGAUCGUAGUCGCCGAGGGAGAAUCCUUCAAAGAAAAUCUUACGAUCCGCGCCAAUCCGCCGGUCUCGACCUGGAAGUGGAAGAAGGAUGGUCACGUUUUUGAACAUACCAUUGGAGGCAUUAUGGGCCGGGGUCCCUCACUAUCUGGUCGAAACGUGCAAUCAACCGAUGCUGGCCACUAUACACUUUUUGCAAUGAAUAGCGUUGGAACGACCAACGUUUCAAUCCAAUUGACGGUCGAGUACCCGGCAAAGGUUGUCCAAAUCACAUCUCCGGUCAUCGCAUCGGCAGGUGAGGAGGUGCUGCUGGAGUGUGAAGUCGAGGGAGUGCCACCCACCAAGGAUAUGGUGAUUUGGAUAAAGAAUGGUCGAGAGGUGCCAAGCAUGAAACGAGGAGAGAUGAAAGCUGUUCUUCGGGUGAAUGCUUCGCUCGACACUGCUGGGCAGUACAUGUGUCAGGGUUACAAUGGAAUUGGAGCACCAGCAAGAGCCCCGGCUUACCUCCUCGUCAACCAGCGGCCCACCAUCAUCCGCUCGUCAGCUUUUUCACGAGCAGCCGGCGCCCUUGGCGGCAAAGCUCGAGCCAGAUGUCGUGUCAACGCCGUGCCAGACGCCGAAUUCUUCUGGGAGGUCAACGGCGAGACGAUUCGCGCUAACAACUCGAAAUAUGCCGUUCACAACAGCCAACUAGACUACAGCACCUUUGAGAGUUCUCUCUGGGUGACCAUUGGCAGUCCCAGCGACUACGGUGACGUCAAAUGCAUCAGCAUCAACAGACUCGGCGAGGACAGCCAUUUAAUCAAAAUCGGGCCUUUGACCGCGCCGGAUGUCCCGGGCGAGCCGUUGCUGACCAACGCCACCUCCACAGCGCUCUCGAUUUCAUGGCCACCUGGCUUUGACGGCGGAUCCGAACAACAGUUUGAAAUUGCCUACAAAAUGCAGGGGAAUGGCGAAGCGACGGCUGUCAAUACUUCCCAUAAUCACGUUCGGGUGUCUGGCCUUCAACCCGGUCGUCUCUACUACUUCCAAGUCCGGGCGCACAACGUUCGUGGGUAUUCUUCGGAAUACACACGGCCCCCGGUGGCCUUCUCGACGUUGACGGCCGAUGGUAUCGCUGUUGGGACAAACAGAAUAAGGGAUGGUCAUCUACCAAAGUCUUUGAUCGUCUGCGCCGUGUGCUUCAUCAUCUUUUGCUUGAUGUGCAACUUGUUCAUCUGUAUGUAUAGGAAGAAUAAGAGGAGGAAGAAGAUGAUUCAAGAGAAAACGGAGAUAAUCCGGACUCAUGGAGAUCAAGCCGUGCGGCCGGUGCAGAUGUACGGAGCGAUAGGGCUUGAGGCUCCAAAGGAAUAUCAAUUAGGACCCGGAGAACGAGCUACCGCUGGAUCUCGAGGAGAAACUCGGGAUCAUUCAGAAGAUGAUCAAUCUAUUCGGACAAUGAUAGAAGUAAAUCCAAAUGGCUACAUGCAACAAAUCGACCCAGCCUUCUACGAGCGAAGUCACCUGAUGGAAUACGAAUUUGACCCCUACCAAACCACUCGAAACUUCCAAGCCAACUUUGGCAGCCUGCGCACCAAGGACACGUACAGUAAUAUACCGUAUCCGGAACCACCAAUGCCAGCCGCCUACCACCACAUGAGUCCGGUGGCUUCAAAAAGUGCCAAAACCUCCCCACAGCAUCUAUCGACGUUCAUCCAGCCGGCCGGUGUACGGAGCGCGCCUAUGCACUAUUCACAAUUGGAUGGGGAUCUGGUU